Molecule: messenger RNA, 1025 nt
Organism: Etheostoma cragini (Arkansas darter)
Lineage: Eukaryota; Metazoa; Chordata; Actinopteri; Perciformes; Percidae
Gene: arl14
Product: ADP-ribosylation factor-like 14
Exons: 1
Coding region: 95-625 (176 amino acids)
Biological process (GO): intracellular protein transport; vesicle-mediated transport
Cellular component (GO): cytoplasm
Molecular function (GO): GTPase activity; GTP binding
Source: RefSeq, a predicted model, not a curated record
UAAACUCAGGGCAACGCAUUAAGCAAACACUGCGUCAAAAGAUACUGUAAGUGGAAGAUGUGCCUAUCCCGUGUCUUUACAUGUGCGCGUCGCCAUGGGACUGCGAGGAUCUAAACAACCUGAAGCCCAGGUUCUCCUCCUGGGCCUGGACAACGCUGGGAAAUCGACUCUCCUCUACAAACUGAAACACAACGCAUGCGUCAGCACCGUGCCUACCAUCGGCUUCAACGUGGAAAUGUUUGAGGCGAGAAAAAACAUGAAGAACAUCGCCUUAACAGUGUGGGAUGUCGGUGGCCAGGGAAAGAUGCGUGAGCACUGGCCGAGUUUCUACCAGGACGCGGCAGCUGUGGCGUUUGUUGUGGACAGCUCGAGCAGGGUGCGCCUGGAGGAAGCGCGGCGGGAGCUGGAGAACAUCCUGAGGAGUGAGCAGCUGCGGGGCCGUCCGCUGGUUCUUCUCGCCAACAAACAGGACGUGAACGGCGCACUGACUGUCACUGAAAUCAAGGACAAGUUUAACCUGAGAAAGAUUUGCUCCGAUCGGGAUUGGUUCGUGCAGCCCUGUUCCGCCUCGACAGGAUUUGGAGUUGAAGAGGCCUUCAGACGAGUGGUCCAGAUGGUCAAAUAAAACAAAAUAACUGUGUAUGAAAUAUGUUCUUUUCAAACCACUGACACAAUGAAGAAUUGAGUUUUAAAAUGUGUUGGUAGGCUAGAUCUAAAUUCCUCUAAACGAAGAAUCCAUUAAAGGGAUCCCACCGUUUGGUAAAGUCUACAGGCCCAUCUAUCUUUAAUGCAAAUGGGGGCCCACAGUGUACCAGCUGGGACUACAGAAUCCUUCAAGCUACUUAACGUUAGACUAAUUGAAGCUAUUAGGCUACGUUUGUGACACUAUUAUACCACAGGAAACACAAGAUACCAUGACGUCUGUUACUGUGCAUUACAACCACAAACACACCCGUUAAUGUAGAAACGAUUUUAGCCAUGUGCUGCAUCUUCUUUCAAUUAUUAAACAAAUCAAUUGUCUCACU